AUGUUUGGAAAUGCAACGCCAGAAAAAGCGAUCGCGUUUACCCAAUUUAUCGUGAGUCUAUCCUGCUGUUGGCCACUUCCAUCGACAGCCACCAAACUCCAAACGCGUUGUUUCAAAAUCUUAAGAUCAUUGUUAUUUCUCAAUUCACUUCUACUUUUCUUUCCUUUGUUGUAUUCCGUGUACGUGAAUCGAAACGACAAUGUGAUAUUCUGUAAAGCAAUGUCUUUGUUACUCGCCGUUAUACAAGUGCCCUUACAUUCGUCUUUUUGUAUCACUCAGUAUGAUCGAUUUCAGCGAUUGAUCGAAGAGAUGAAGUUUUGCUGCGAGAAUGCAAACUCGUACGAGAGGCAAGUUUUUCAAGGAUACGCGAAGACCUAUGCCAUUUUCUAUGGUGUUUCCGCAAUUUGGUUUUAUUGGUGCGCUCUUAUCGUUGUUGUGGGGACACUCUUCAUAUCCGAUCCGUUCCCAACUAACGCGGAAUAUCCAUUUUCCGUUCACUUCGAGCCCGUGAGAAGCAUAGUUUUUGUGCAACAAGCGCUCGUUGGUUUUCAAUGCUCCGCGCAUUUGUGCAUCAAUAUAUUUUGCGCGUUGCUGUUACUGUUCGCCGCUGCCCGCUUUGAAAUUUUGAUGAACGAACUCCGCGCUGUUGAAAAUAUCGAAUCGCUGAUAAAAUGCAUAGAAAAAUAUUACGCCAUCAGAAGAUACGCAGAAGAAGUGGUAAGCUCGGCUCGAUACACAACUCUAAUUACGUUAAGCAUCUGUGGCGUCGAAAGUGUUUUUGGUGGUAUCAUUAUUAUUGGGCGGCAACCGUUUACCGUGAAAUUUCAAUUUCUUACCGUGUCUGCAACUACUCUAUUUGCAGUAUUUAUGUGCGCGUGGCCAGCCGAUUAUUUAAUGGAUGUAGUAAGUUUUAAUCGACUGUUGUUGCAAAAAAAAAAAGAAAUUAAACAUAUCUCUAUCCCCCAGAGUGAAAAUACGAUGCGGACGGUUUACGAAUCGAAAUGGUAUAAACGAUCUUUGAAAAUACAAAAAUUCGUAUUGCUUACGACGGUUCCACAAACUCCAGUGAUCUUAAGAAUCAGGUUCAUCAUUCCAGCUUUCUCGCUCAAUUACUAUUGCUCGUUCAUCACGAACGUGUUUUCUAUGUUUACCGCGCUACGAGUCCUGAUGUAUAAAGAUGAAAAUUAAGUAUUUAAAUUGACGAUUCUUUAUAAUUAUAUUAACUCUAUAGUAAUAUAAUAAUACAUUUGUUGAUAAAAUACAUUCGAUUGAAUAAAUUAAAAAUAAUUCGAGGAGAGAAGAAAUAAUUUAAUGGACAGAUAACGAUAUUUUAUUAUUUUUUCUCCAUGUAAUCAAUAUUGAAUAAAAGUGAGUGACAAAUUACAACUAUUGUUACUUACUCUAAAUUAUGUAUCGCUGUAUCUGAGGUACUUAACUUAAUCAACAAGAAAUGAAAUAUAUUUCUACCUACACCGCUCGUUACAAUAAUCGGUGCUUAUAACUAACUAUCGCAUGUGAUCUAAUUCCUAUUCACGAAACGGAAACGAAGAGGUUUAUUGGGUACAUUCACCAUCAUAAAUCUGCUUUUGAUAUCAGCGUAAUCGUAUUCAAUUCUGAAUUGUCGUACAAGCUGCAAAACGAGAUUAGAAUUAUAUCACGAUCGAAUGAUAAUGAUUGAUUAUAUUUAUAUACCUUCGCGGUCAGCAGCAUCAUUUUUGCUUCAGCCAUAUUUUUCCCUAAGCACGACCUUAUGCCGUGGCCAAAAGGUAAGUAGCUAAAGUGUACGUCCUCCUUGGAAGAAUUGGACAACCAUCUUUCCGGCCAGAACUUGAAUGGAUCUUCAAAGUUCUCCUCGCGUUGCGAGGUGAUUUGAUUCGCCAUUAUGACAAACGUCUGCGGAAAUUUUAUUUUUUCAAUAAAAUGGUAAUAAUUUUUAAUUCUAUUUUAUCUAUUUUAUCACACUUACCCCUUUAGGUAUUGUGUAUCCAUGAAGGGAUAUAGUUUUUGGUAAGAGUCUUGUGAUGUACGGAAUCGCGGGAUGCAAUCUUCGAAUCAAACGAUUUUAUAUUAAUGAUAUAAUUCUCACGUAUAAUAUUUGAAUUCAUCGUUAGCAAAACUACAAUACCUUAAAGUUUCCUGAAUGCAAGCUUUCAAAUACGGCAUAUUUUUCAAUGACUUCUCUGUGAAAGAAGAGUUAUCGUUUGACAGAACGGAUAUGAUUUCAUCGUAAACUUUCCUUUGAGUCCGAGGAUUCUUUGCCAAGUGAUAUAACAAAAAUGCCUCUGAAUUCACCGUCUGAAAAUCACACAAACGUGCAGCGUAAAAUUUGAUCGAAAUAUUCAUGCGUUCAACAUUAACGAUCUCUCACCGCUUGUAUACCCAAAAUGAUCAUAUCCAUCAGCAUCGUACAGAUAUCAUCCGGAUGAAUACCCUCGUUCAAGAGUAACUUUUCCAAAACGGGCGAACGUUCGGUCAUCGAACUUUCUUCGCUGUGAGAUUUUCGAAUUCGAAGUUUACACUGGGCUUGACGAACAUAUUUUCCUAUGACACUGAAGGAGAAGACAGAAUCAGAAGAAGUUGUUCGUGAAAAUCUAAAUCUUCGGAAAGAAGAUGGAUCUUACUUACUUAUCGAGCACGUCACAAGCCUCGAAAAGCUUUCUGGCGAACGGUGUCAAGAAGAAUCGCCAAACUUGAAAUCCAGUUUCACAGCGGCUCAUAUACUUGUGGGCCGUCGUCAACGCGUUUAUAAGUUUCGAUGCUUCGGACGAUGAAUUGUAACCUAUCGGCUCCAGAAAGCCUAGACGUUUGUUGAACGUUAGAUCGCAGAAACACUCCAUGGCCCAACGAAUCAAAUCCUCGUAAAAGCUAACGGGCACCUGUUCGCAUAAUUAACUCAUUGAAAUGACAGGUAAUCGAUGUCGCUUCAAAUUAAACAACGUUUAAUAAACGAACCUCAUUUUGUCUAUUGCGUAUUUUGCAUAUCCUAGUGAUAAGCUCGUUGCAGCACGUGUCGAUUUUAGUAAAAAACGUCGAGGAAAUUUGAUUGAACGUGUCUUCCACUUUGUCUCUGAUUUCCAACCAUUCUGUACCCUGCCUGAAUAUAAUUCAAUAAAUUAGAUAAUGGAUUUAAGUUUCGAUUUCGCGUAUCAUAUUUAUAUAAUUUUCCAGAUAUUUACUAACAUGGAGAACGGCCCUGCAAGACGAUAUUUACGAUAAUUCAACCGAUAAUGUUGCAAAAUAUCGAUCCCACUUCGUACAGGUGUAUCACCUUCCUGUUUAAAGACUUCAGCUAUGUGCUCGGGUCUACAGCAAGGAACAAGGGUAAUAGGCAAAGAUGUAAUUAGGCGAGAUUAUCGAAAAUUAUUACCUGGGAAAAGGUUACCUGUGAAUCAUGACAAUAUCUCCUGAAAGAGGUCCGUUAAUCCUCACGAUGCAACCAUAUUCGUUGAACAAGUAUUUUAAAGGUGUGAUAUUGCGAUUCCACGUUAAUCGUCCUGAAAAUGGCUCAAUUGAAAUUUAAUAAUUUAUCUUCACAAACAAAAAACAAAACUAUCUCAAACUAAACAAACGAGUUUCACGUGAUUCUUUUUUUUUCUUUUUCUUUUUCUUUUCCGAUUGUUUCAAAUCAAAAACGUAUGAAAAAUCGCGUAAUUCGAAAUCCGAAGAGCAAAUGAAAUUUUCUUCUUAACUUUUCUUUAUCGAUCGUUCUUUACGUGAUUUCUUUUUCCUUUCUUUCUUUCUUUUUUCAAACUUUUUCAUCCAUACUUUUUUUUUAUUAGAAAAAAGAUCGGGCUCUUCGCAUUUCUACCUAUCGAUACUUCAACAGAUCGUACCCUGGGUGAAUCUGUUGAUUAGCAGACUGGAAAGCAGUUGCGUACCGAGGAGCGGCACGUAUUUCCAAUAUUUCUCCCAGAUCUUAAGAAUCGCCGGUCCAGGGAUCUCGUCGAAGGGCAACGGCGCUUUGUCAAAGACCUGCGAAUCGACCUUCAUCGUGGAUACCUCGAACGUGGUCGGUGACACCUCGGUAGUCGCUGUAUGGUCCAACAGAGGAAUCGUGUCCGUUCGUAAUGAUUCGUCGACGGAAGCUGUUUGAGAUUCCGUCAUCGAUGCAGCUAAAAUUCGGGUGGGGGAGGGGAAGGAAAAGAAAGUUGAAUAACCUAAUAACAGUGGGCCGAAACAUACUUACAAAGAAUAUCGGAACUUUGAAGGUUCAAGCAUUUCUGUCCCUCGUUCGAGCCUAGAGACUUGGACAACUUCAUCACUGAGUAUUGUCGAGAAAUCGACAUUAAACUUGGCAACAAUCGUUGCAUUUUAAUCGGAGCUUAUUAGCCACAACGUUGCGUUUUGUACAAGAAAUAACAGUCUAGUUGCCCUGGUAACUGGUGGAAAAAAAUUAAAUAUCGCGUUUGCAAAUGGCGACGGGAUGCGCGAUCGAGACACGCGUGUCGAUUCCGAGGGGACAGAAGAGUGAAGUUGUUCACGUAUAUAAAUUUUAUUUAACGUACGAAUAUAUCGUUACAAAUUAGAAAACUAGACCGCGUCAAAUAUGGUCAAAAUGUACAUUUUCAAGGUUCACACAUCAACCUCGAUCUCGAUGUCCUCCUCGUCCUCCGAAGCAGUCUUUUCACUCUUCCCGUUAUCCUUUCCUAAUUUUCUAGACGAAUCCUUCUGAGAAUCAAGAUUCGACAAAGCGGCGCUUUCGCUCUCUUUCGUGUGUCGCCAUUUCAUUCGACGGUUUUGAAACCAUACUUUUACCUGUAGACGACACAACAUCGUUCCAAUUUUUCCCCCAAUUUCUUUUUCUUUUGUAUUUUGUAAUUUAAAAUUAUACUUGUGCAUCCGUAAGGCCAAGAGUGGCGGCAAGUUGCCUUCUAUCCGGUUUCGUGAUGUACUUUUGCAAGGAAAAUCUCCUCUCCAAUCCUUUUCGUUGCAAGGAACUGAACACAGCCCUCGACCACGAUCUCUUCCUUCUGGUAUUGGAUUCUGAUUGAUUGGUGGGUGUCGAGGUGGUGGACGAUAUCGGAACUGUAAAUGUUUAACAAUUAAAAAAAAAAAAAAAAAAGUAAAAGAACGAAAACACUGUGUAGAAAUUCGUAAGUAAACAGCGUAAGAUAGAUUUGAUUCGGUGAAACACAAGUUAGAGAAUUUGGACGCAAGUGGAAGAUUACAAAUUAGAGGGAGACGUGACACGAUGUAAACGGUAGUUCUUAGCUGGAUGGGUGUCUGUUUCAACAGAUCCUAUCCCGAACAAGAGGCCUCCAAGAUUGGGUACUUCUGGCUGAUUUACAACCCUACAGAAGUAUACAACAUGUGUACGAGUUUAAACAGUGCGGUUCUCUCUCCGGUUGGUACGGUCCUCGGCAUGAAUUGGACAGUCAGUAAGGUCAUACUUAUUUCUGGAACUUUAUAAUACCGUUUGAAAUUGCAACAUCUAUUGAUAAAUUCCAGCGAACUCUUUAAUCGUUAAUCGUUAAUUAUAUAUUUGAUUUGAAUUAAUUGGCUUUUUCCUCUUAAUUUUCUCUCGGAUGACUUUUUCCAUAUCGUUAUUUUUAUUACGGUAUAAACGGCUCAAAGAACGAAGGAGACUUUUUUUUUAACUAACCAAGAAGGGGGUAACGACGAAACCGCUGUUUACAUCGUCUAUAAACGAAUAGUGGCACUUAAGAUGUCGUUUAAACACGAACAGGAAACACGAGAAUACACUGGCGCGUAAAUAUUUUGCCCUACUUGCCGUCCCGAGUAUUCGGGAGACAAGACAGUGGUCCAUAUGGUCACAUUUGUUAAUGACGCAACCUUCAUGAGUCGGGGUUUUUAGACGAUUUCCGCUAAAAAGGUCAAAACGAUCGCAAACGAGGAACUCUCGAGUUAAUUAUCGAUUAACCAACGCUAUAAAUCUCUAUUAGUUUCGUUAUCAUGCUCGAACAUAUAUAUACAUAUAUAUACUGGACAGAAUUUGAUAUACUUUUAUUUAUCUUUUUCUAAUUCUCACCUCUGGGGACAGGUCGAAGCGGAGCCGGCCGAUAAAUAUUUGUAUAAUUUUCGAUGUUUCCGUGGUUGGUGCUUCCGUAACUUCCGGAAAUGGAAGUUUGAACGUAAGGAAACGAGGGACAAAUUCGAAGAGCUUCGCAUCUGACGCAACUUCCGGGACAAGGGCACCUCACCAUCGAAAAUUGUAUCGGAAGUGGCCUGAGUAUGUCUUUUGAAACACAUAUAUUCGAUCAGAGAAUUGUAGAUUUCGUUUUUACUUUUGUUUUGCUUUGUUUUCUUUCUUUUUUUUUUUUUUGGAAUCAAAUUGAUGGACGAAAAUAGAAAAAAUGAUUGAAGAUCGCAUUAAAUAGAUGUUUCCGAUAUUCUUACCUGUUUUCUUCGUGGAAAUUUCAUCCGACAAUAUCCGCUCCACUCCAAACUUCAAUUGUUUCGAACAAUUCGUACCAUCCACAACACGAGUUUUCACUUCGUUCAUUUUUCGUCU
Molecule: messenger RNA, 6472 nt
Organism: Apis cerana (Asiatic honeybee)
Lineage: Eukaryota; Metazoa; Arthropoda; Insecta; Hymenoptera; Apidae
Biological process (GO): sensory perception of smell; detection of chemical stimulus involved in sensory perception of smell
Cellular component (GO): plasma membrane
Molecular function (GO): olfactory receptor activity; odorant binding
Source: RefSeq, a predicted model, not a curated record